AUGAAGGAAGACAGGUCCGGGUGGUUUGUGAGGUGUCAAAGUGAUUUCAAUACUUUGGCAAAAGAUUUGCCGCCGAUGAUGAUGACUGUCCCGUAUAGGCAUUUUCUGAUUUCUGUGGCGACUGUGCUUCAAGGAGAAGAAGAAGAUGAUUUGAGUAUUGUCCUGAGUGUACCGGGGAGUGUUGUCCAGUACAAUGUCAAGGACAAGACCUCAAAGAAGCUCCGGGGCCUCCCAAGAGGAUUAAUUUUCAGUGAAUUUUCAUCACAAUACUUGAGUUUCAAAGCAUACAAGUGCAUUGAGACUGUUGCUAGCAUAUGA
This is a messenger RNA of Prunus armeniaca (apricot), 318 nucleotides long. NCBI's taxonomy places the organism in Eukaryota, Viridiplantae, Streptophyta, Magnoliopsida, Rosales, Rosaceae. The record is from the annotation of a GenBank genome assembly.